ACGCGGCCACACGCUUUGUCAUGCAAAUAGGCGGAGCCGCUAUAUUUAAUGCGGUUUCGUGGGCAGAAAGUGGGACAAGGCACUCAGUAAAGCGAAGUUUAGCAGAACACCACUAAAAAUGACCGCGUCCAGUCUGGAUAGCACGCCCGACAGAAACUGCAGUGCAAAGGAGGAGAGAAAGUUGAGGAAACCUCUAAUUGAAAAGAAGCGAAGGGAGAGGAUCAACAACAGCCUGGAUCAACUCAAAUGCAUAAUGGUGGAUGCCUACAAUCUAGAUCAAUCCAAACUUGAGAAAGCAGACGUGUUGGAAAUCACAGUGCAGCAUAUGGAAAGUUUACAAAGAAAUAAUUUAUUAGCUGGUGGACAGCAUGGUCUUGAGGCACAACAGAGAUACAGCAGUGGUUAUAUACAGUGCAUGCAUGAGGUGCACAACCUGUUACUUAACUGUCAAGGUAUGGACAAGAAAGUGGGUGCACGCUUACUCAACCAUCUCCUAAAGUCCCUGCCACAGAUCUGCAGUGAUGUGGCUACAGCUCCCAGCAUGGCCUCCCCUAAAGUUUUAUCACCUGGUCACCCGGCAGCCUCCAUCUACCCACAAAUGACUGUGUCCAGGGUCCAUGAUGGCCAUCCUGGUGCUCUUCUGCAAGGGGUUCAGCUGCCAAACACGCAGAUGUCCCCACCUGUUCAGCAUAGAACUGAUGUGGACCGUGCCAGAAGUGUGGAAAAUCUUUCAUCACCACCUGGAUCACCUGAACAUGGCCAUGGAAAUUCUCCAGUGCAUCAUCAAUUGCAAUCAUUUUUAGGCAGUGACUCCUCAAUGUGGAGACCGUGGUAGAAGAAAAACAUCAAAUCAGAACUUUAUUUAUUAAUUGAUGUGGGACUGCAAAGUGUCUUUCUAUUUUGUAAUUAAAAUGUUAAUUUUGCUAUA
Molecule: messenger RNA, 928 nt
Organism: Polypterus senegalus (gray bichir)
Lineage: Eukaryota; Metazoa; Chordata; Cladistia; Polypteriformes; Polypteridae
Gene: her8a
Product: hairy-related 8a
Exons: 4
Coding region: 119-835 (238 amino acids)
Biological process (GO): regulation of transcription by RNA polymerase II; anterior/posterior pattern specification; regulation of neurogenesis
Cellular component (GO): nucleus
Molecular function (GO): protein dimerization activity; RNA polymerase II cis-regulatory region sequence-specific DNA binding; DNA-binding transcription factor activity, RNA polymerase II-specific
Source: RefSeq, a predicted model, not a curated record